Sinocyclocheilus grahami is the source of this 3201-nucleotide messenger RNA. It is a transcript of the gene ebf1a, whose product is annotated as EBF transcription factor 1a. Lineage: Eukaryota; Metazoa; Chordata; Actinopteri; Cypriniformes; Cyprinidae. The transcript is spliced from 16 exons. The coding region runs from base 529 to 2304 and encodes 591 amino acids. Gene Ontology annotation, molecular function: DNA binding; DNA-binding transcription factor activity. Gene Ontology annotation, biological process: regulation of DNA-templated transcription. The record is from RefSeq and is a predicted model, not a curated record.
AGGACACAAAUCACUCCCGUUUGAACAAGGGGAACAGCGAGGGAGCUGUCUCCACAAGGGUCCACCUCUCCUGGUUGAUUUCAUAUUGCUCAUUCAUGUGAUUUGAUCAGAGAAUACUCUUUGUGGAGAAAGACAGGAAAGGAAAGGAGGAGAAAGUAAAGAAAAAAAAAGUCUCUGGGUGAUGACAUUUGACCUAACCCUCAGCGAAGCCCGUUCUUGAUCCUAUUGUUUCUUAAAGUGACAUUAGACUUUUUUUUUUUUUGCGCACGCUAGCCCAAAGGGACCUCCAGUCUGAUCUUGCAGUUUUUGUUUGUUUGUUUGUUUGAUUGUUGCACGGUGUUCCCAAACCUGGAUGUUGACAUCUCGCGCUUCUUUUGGCACGUCGCUCUAUUUUGUGUUUCAGAGAGGAAGCGCUAAUAGAGACAAACGCGGUGACACCUGCUCACCCAUACACUUCUCACUGUCUUUUUUAACGGAGCGAUCAAAAGAAGCAAGCGCCGACUGAGACGGUGACAGGAGUCUGUUUUCAUGUUCGGGAUUCAAGACAGCAUUCAAAGGAGCGGGAGUAGUAUGAAAGAGGAGCCCAUCGGUGCCGGGAUGAACACUGUCCGGACAUGGAUGCAGGGUGCCGGGGUGUUGGAUGCGAACACAGCCGCUCAGAGUGGAGUGGGUCUUGCUCGAGCACACUUUGAGAAACAGCCUCCUUCAAAUCUUCGCAAAUCCAACUUCUUCCACUUCGUUUUAGCGCUAUACGACAGACAAGGACAACCCGUGGAAAUCGAAAGGACUUCUUUUGUUGGAUUUAUUGAAAAAGAAAAGGAAUCUACCGGAGAAAAGACCAACAAUGGGAUCCAUUACAGAUUGCAGCUUCUUUACAGCAACGGCAUCAGAACAGAACAGGACUUUUAUGUACGCCUGAUUGACUCCAUGACCAAACAGGUAGGACGUUAUUUCAAAAUCCCCACGGUUGGCUGCCGCUGCUGUGACAAGAAAAGUUGUGGCAAUCGCAACGAGACACCCUCUGACCCGGUCAUCAUUGACAGGUUUUUCCUGAAAUUCUUCCUCAAAUGCAACCAGAACUGCCUAAAGAAUGCAGGGAACCCACGAGACAUGCGGCGAUUUCAGGUGGUGGUGUCUACGACGGUGAGCGUGGAUGGACACGUCCUGGCUGUGUCUGAUAACAUGUUUGUUCACAAUAACUCUAAACAUGGACGCAGAGCUCGCAGGCUGGACCCAUCUGAAGGCAAUCCAUCAUACCUGGAACACGCUACCCCUUGCAUUAAGGCCAUCAGUCCCAGUGAAGGCUGGACGACAGGGGGUGCCACAGUCAUCAUCAUUGGUGAUAACUUCUUUGAUGGCCUACAGGUCAUCUUUGGCACCAUGCUGGUCUGGAGUGAGCUCAUUACCCCUCACGCCAUCCGAGUUCAGACUCCUCCCAGACACAUUCCCGGGGUUGUGGAGGUCACUCUGUCUUACAAGUCAAAGCAGUUCUGCAAAGGUACACCGGGCAGAUUUAUCUACACAGCACUGAAUGAACCCACUAUUGACUACGGUUUCCAGCGGCUACAGAAGGUGAUCCCUAGACACCCAGGCGACCCUGAACGCUUACCAAAGGAGGUGAUUCUGAAGAGGGCAGCAGACCUGGUGGAAGCUUUGUAUGGCAUGCCACACAAUAAUCAGGAGAUCAUUCUGAAAAGAGCAGCGGAUAUCGCAGAGGCGCUCUACAACGUCCCACGUGGACACAACCAGCUGCCAGGUCUGGCCAACAGCUCAGUCCACGCUGGCAUGAUGGGAGUCAACUCCUUCCAUGGCCAGCUCGCUGUCAAUGUCUCUGAGUCCGCACAAGGAGCCAAUCAGGGUUUCAGUCGAAACACAAGCAGUGUAUCCCCUCACGGUUAUGUACCCAGCACGACACCCCAGCAGAGUAGCUACAGUACCGUCUCUAAUAGUAUGAAUGGAUACGGCAACACAGGCAUGACCACGCUGGGAGGGUCGCCCAACUUCCUCAAUGGCUCUGCUGCCAACUCUCCUUAUGCCAUUGUUCCUUCCAGUCCCACCAUGGCCUCCUCCACCAGUCUUCCCUCCAACUGCAGCAGUUCCUCAGGCAUCUUCUCUUUCUCUCCGGCCAACAUGGUGUCUGCAGUCAAACAGAAGAGCGCUUUUGCUCCCGUCGUGCGGCCCCAGGCCUCACCGCCCCCCACCUGCACCAGUGCCAAUGGAAACGGCCUCCAAGUAGAUCAAUCUUUUGUGGACUCUAGCAAGUACUCCACCGCCGGCUCCCUGCAGGGACUGGCCUUCUCCUGAACGAUCCCAGGGAUGAUUGUUCCUCCCAUGUAGGGGCUCCUGGGCCGCUGAAGAGGCACAUUUGAUUUCAGCUCUCGCCAGAGAAUCUACUCUCUGGGCUGAAGGCAAUUUCUGGUGGAGGAGACAUGAAAACUGAACUUUUAAAACUCAGGCCUUUUGACAAAGGAAUCUCAUUUUAUGGGAAGAAAGUGUUUGUUUGCUUUUGUUUUUAAGCCAAUUUCUGGACUGCUGUACCGAAGGACUUUACCCCCCGUGUUUUGCCCAUGCAGAAAGGAGAGAUGGAACUCCUUUUCAUUUUGUUCAUGGGCUUUUUGGAUGAAUUUAUUGAUCACAUGCCUUUUUUACAGACUGUAUCACACAAACCUGACACUUUAGGAGCGGGUGUAUCCGUAAUGUUUCUGAGAGCAGCGACGGGCAACAGCACAGAUCUCUGUUAAUACUGACCAGUUUUUAAAUAAAUAGACACAUUGGUGCAAAAUCCAAAUAAGAACAACGGCCAAUUGUUUGGACACAGAAAAGAAGAGGGGAGGUUGUUUUGUUUUUUUUUGUCCCAGAGAGAAGCCAACAAAUAGUUUGCCAUAAUGUUGUUUGUUUUCAUACAAAAUGAAAUUGUAGCGCCAUACUCACUUCCCUAUUGUUUUUAUUUUUAAGCAUAGAGUCAUACAAAGCAUCUGGGUACCAGCCGGUUUGAAUGGCUAUGAUGUAGGAAAGUUAUUUAAGAGUUAUUAAAUGCUGUCAUGCUGUAAUUUUUCAAUGUCCAGAUCCAUCCUCAAAGAGAAGAAAAAUUGACCCAAUUUCCACAACAAAUCAGUAUUUAUGUUCUUGCAAAUAUUUGCUGCUAAAUAGAGCAGAGAUAUGCAGUAAACAGAUGGACUGAAGGAAAAAGACCUCAGUUGC